Kockovaella imperatae is the source of this 1569-nucleotide messenger RNA. RefSeq lists its product as hypothetical. The record is from RefSeq and is a predicted model, not a curated record. The transcript is spliced from 2 exons. Lineage: Eukaryota; Fungi; Basidiomycota; Tremellomycetes; Tremellales; Cuniculitremaceae. Bases 1 to 1569 code for a protein of 522 amino acids.
AUGGCACAACAGGGCAUGGCAUGGGAUCCCUUCCCAUCCCUAUCUGAGCGACAGAUCGCCUCCCCUCGGCCUCUUCCGGCGACGCCCAGACGAUUCCCUUUACUCACCAGUUUGAGCACCUCGGUGAUCAGAAGAGCGGCCCCCUUACUUCCCGAUGAGGGGCAAGAGGAGGCUCGAUCAGGAUCUUGGUCCGGUGAUCAGCCGGUUGCUCACUUUGCCCCGCGGCAUCGGUUCUUAGUUGAUUGUGAGGCGACCAGCGGCCGUCAGCUUGCACCUCUCGUUCCAUAUGGUCAUCGGCAGUAUCUUUCGCUUUCCCAGUCUCUCACUUCAGGAGAAGGUGUGCCGAUUGGUCUGAAACGGAAGGAGCCUGGUGAAGAAUUAUCUCGGUCCGGCGUUCACAGCCUAUUGACCGAACCGCUCCACACUAAGCCAACGUCACGCGAACUGCAACAUCAAAGGCGAUCAUCUGUUAACCCGGCUCACGAUGAAGCUCGUGGUGCUGUCGUGUGUCAUCGAUGGCACCAAGGGGCGGCCGACGCUCUGCAAGCUUAUGCAGAGAUCAGGGAAAGGGAAGAUGCGAAGAAGGACACAGCUCAGCGGUCCAUGGCGGCACGCGAAGCCGUGCUCGCUCCGAUUGACGGACAAGCCGUCCGAGAUGCACUCUACGAGCUACUUAACGCCCCACCCUUCACCAUUUCUCAUCGAGGUCUUGGCAUUCUCUCUCACAGUGUCCAAUCGGACGCUUUGAGACUUGACCGACCUAUCGUCGACGAUCAAGGCAACCCUUACUCUGAAUACAUUCUCAUGUUCGUCAAUGUCUUUUUGAUCCUCUUUCGACCGGUCUCCAGUUCGUUGAUCCCGCUCAAAACUGGAGUCGGGGAAAGUGGAGAGAAUGACGAAACGGAUCAAAAGGCUUUCGGCGCUCUUACUGCUACCUCGCUCGCCUCUCGAGUUUUGAUCCUGAUCCCUCAUACACAUCAUCAUAUUCUCCGCUGUAUUUGGUUCGCUCUGACUUUCCUGGGCUGCGCAUACGCGGGCUCGAAACGGGGCGUGGCGGUCAAAUUCCUCUUGGAUCGAUUGAGUGAAGAAUGGACAGCGAGAGAGGCUAGGGGAAGCCAGAGAAGAUCAUCAGCAGCUUGCAGAGGUCACUCGGAUACUGAGAGACGGAUUGCGGUGAUUGAAGCCGUCUGGUUGGAGCGAGCGAGGCGGGUAGACGCGCUGAGAAUGGCAGCUGAGACGACAAAGCAACGAGAGAGGUUGAGAAUCGGUACGGUCUGGCUGGAAAUGAAGGGUUUAGCGGGACAAGUUGAGGGGAACGAUGGUCACGGUUCAAGACGAGCAGGAUCUCAUGACCCUUCUCUUUCGAUACAACUCAGGUCUCAAUCUACCCCUCUGCGACGUAUAGCUCGAUCCAAGACAUCCAUGACUAUCGCCACGCCAUCGUCCCCCAAGAUCCCUCCGUGCCAAUCCCGCCCUCAACUUGUUGUUCCCACACUUCCGCGGAUCGAGCCUCGUCUGUCCCCUGGGACCUCAAGCAAAAGGAGAAAGUUGCGUCUCUCCCCAGAUUGA